Rhizophagus irregularis DAOM 181602=DAOM 197198 is the source of this 2016-nucleotide messenger RNA. The record is from RefSeq and is a predicted model, not a curated record. Lineage: Eukaryota; Fungi; Glomeromycota; Glomeromycetes; Glomerales; Glomeraceae.
GUAUAUUAUUAUUUGGGCUUGCGGGUGGUAAAAUUACAUAGGAGUAAUUCACGUGAUUGGUGUUCAGAUAACAUAUUUAUAUCUUAGAACAUACUUGUAGAACAUACUUAAACAAUCUUUCAAACAAAAAUAAAAUGAAUUCAAAUUUUAUUGAAUUUUUAUUAAAAGAUUAUAGCAGGUUAUAUGAAAGUGAAAAUUUUUAUGAUGUGAUUAUUAAAGUUGGAGAUGAAUCCAAUUUUAAAGAAUUUCGAGUUCAUUCGAUUAUACUUUGUGCAAGAUCAAAAUAUUUCCGUACGGCAUUAUCAAAUAAAUGGGCAAAUAUUAAAGAUGGCAAAAUAUAUUUUGAUAAACCAAAUUCUUCAAUAAAAGCCUUUGAUAUUAUUCUCAAGUAUAUAUAUAACGGAAAUUUGGAUUUUAAUGAACAAAAUGGGAUGAUUUUAUUAGAAGUCUUGAAAUUGGCAGAUGAAUUAUGUUUAACCGAAAUUCUCGAUUAUAUUCAAGAUUAUAUUUUAAAAUAUCAUAAAAACUGGUUAAGAGAAAAUUUUUAUAAAGUUUAUCAAUUUACAUUAAAACAUAAUGAAUUUUUCAAAUUGAAUGAAUAUAUUAAAGAUAUUAUAACAAAUGCACCAGAAUUUAUUUUUAAUGAUACAGAUAUUUCAAAUAUUUCUCAAGAAUUUUUAAUAUCACUUAUUCAACUUGAUGGUUUACAAUUAGAUGAAAUUGAAAUCUGGAAUCACGUAAUUAAAUGGGGAAUAGCGCGAACAUCAAAUUUAUCUAAUGAAUUAUCAUCUUGGUCUGAUAAUGAUUUUAAAGCUCUUAAAGAAAAUUUAAAUCCUCUUAUAUCAUUUAUUAGAUUUGGUUUUAUUAGUUCAAGUGAUUUUUAUAUUAAAAUUAAUCCUUAUAGAAAAAUUUUUGAAGAGAAUUUUUAUCAAUCGAUUUUAGAAUAUUAUUUGGUUCCUGAAAAAAGAGAUAAAUCUAUUUUAUAUUCAACAAAUUUUCGUUGUAGAUUAGAUUCUAUCUUAAUUGAUUCAAAACAAUUAAGAUUCAUUUCAAAAUGGAUUUCAAAAGAUUCUUAUUUUAAAUUUGAAUUAUUAACUCGUGGUAGCAGAGAUGGAUUUAGUGAGCAAGUAUUUCAUAAUAGAUGUGAUAGUAAGGAUCAUUCAUUAACAAUUUUACGUAUCAAAAAUACUGGGGAAAUACUUGGAGGUUAUAAUCCGUUGAAUUGGGCAUCCAAAAGAGAUUAUUAUGUUACUAAUGAUAGUUUCAUUUUUUCGUUAAACAAAGAAGAUAUUAAUAAGUCGAUUAUAAGUAAAGUAAUAAAUAGUAAUUGUGCCAUUUAUAAUUGUAAGGAAAGAGGACCAAGGUUUGGAAGACAUGUAGAUGGAGGUAAAGAUGAUUUGAUGGUUUACGUUAGUGAUAAACGAUUUGAGUGUACUAAAAAUUCAUAUGACAAGCUUAUUGCUCAAAGUAAUCAAUUUGAUGAAUAUGAAGUGUUUCAAGUAAUUAAGAAAAGCUAAUUUUAUAGAAAUAAAAAAAAAUUAUAUAAAUAUACUCAUAAUAUUUAAAAUAAAUAAAAAUAUGAUAGAUUAUUCAAAGAAAAAAAUUUUAUGUAAUUGCAUUAUUUCAAUUAUAUGAAUCUUUUUUUUUAUUUGCGGUUAGAAUCCAGAAUCUUGUGUGCCGUAAGUCGAUUCAUUGAGGGAAACUCAGUAUUUUACGGGAAAUGGCAUUGUUAUUUAUUCCUAGGAUUUAAGUAACGUUCAAGACAUUUUAUACAUUAGGGUCGAUUUAGAUUUCGUUCUGCCUAUCAUAUCAUAUUAAAUGCAGUUGUCCAAUGACUUUGUGGAUUUACCCAACCUUCACGCUAGUUGUCACGAGUUGUUUCUCCAGUUUUCUGGAUCUGGCUAGUUAAAGUCAAAAGCGAAAACAUAAAAUAAUCUUCUUUACUUAAUGUAAAGAAGAUAAUUGCCGCGCAUUCCAAAUGUUAAUUGUCUAUUUAUUCUUGCAUUUUGAUUCUUU